UCUCUCUGAUCAGGAAUGUGGAAGCUUUCUGGAGUCCACUCAGUCAGCGCUGCACGUUGCUGCCCCACGCAGGAGUGAAUAAGUGAUCUUUGCCUCGCUUAAAUGUAUUGAUGAGGAGGAAGUGAUUUGUGAACUGAGCCCCUUGGUCACUUUUUUGGGAUUUAUAUUCAUUGUCGAAGGCGUUUUCUUUUUUCUUUUUUUCGUUUCCUCCUCGGGUUAAAGAAAAGUUUGCUUUUGGACCAAGCACAGCUGGAGUCAGCAGAUGGAAAUACGCUCCAAGUGUUCACCGAGCCCACCUUUUUCCGGAGGUCUCCCAACAUGGACCCAGAGUCACUGAGGAGGUGAAGACUGCUGGUGUUAAAUGCUCACUGCGAGGCGUCCUGCACACAGCGACUGCUCAUAAAAGUGCUGUUAGUUCAGUGACUGUGUGAAGCGUUCACAGACUGUUUACCAUGGCGUCCAGUCUGACAUGUACGGGUGUUAUCUGGGCCCUGCUGUCCCUGCUGUGUGCUGCUGCCUCCUGCGUCGGCUUCUUCAUGCCCUACUGGCUGCUGGGGACACAGAUGGACAAGCCUGUGUCCUUUGGCACCUUUCGUCGCUGCUCCUACCCUGUUAGAGAUGAGGAGAGGCAGGCCACCGUGAUGUUGGAGCAGUGUGGGCGCUACGCCUCCUUCCACGGCAUCCCCAGUCUGGAGUGGAGGAUCUGCACCGUGGUGACAGGCGUCGGGUGUGGCCUCCUCCUGCUGGUGGCGCUCACAGCUCUCAUGGGCUGCUGCAUCUCUGACCUCAUCUCUCGCACAAUCGGGCGUGUGGCGGGAGGCAUCCAGUUUGUUGGAGGUCUGCUCAUAGGAUCUGGCUGUGCACUCUAUCCUUUGGGAUGGGACAGUGAGGAAGUACAGCAGACCUGCAACAACAGCUCGGACCAGUUUCAGCUGGGUUCCUGUCAGAUCGGCUGGGCAUAUUACUGCACAGGGGCCGGGGCGGCGGCUGCCAUGCUGCUGUGCACCUGGCUGUCCUGUUUCGCUGGGAAGAAGCAGAAGCAGUACCCGUACUGACAGGAAGCAUCGGGGAGACGGGGACGGGAAGAGACCUCGGGAGGUACGCAGCGCGGGAGAGGACUCUGACUGUAUGGACUCCUCAAAGCAGUACAGCACACCAGGCACCAAAGACAGCAAGUCAUUCUGGUGCUCUGCACAUCAUGGACACUACUCGUCAGACAACUGCAGGGACUGUUUCAUUAUGCAGCACAAACACGUGGCUUUGAAAACUGGGUCUUCUCUUAACAAGCUGUUCAUAAAUGAAAUAAUGUACGGACCAAUCCUCUUU
This is a messenger RNA of Labrus bergylta (ballan wrasse), 1326 nucleotides long. RefSeq names its product LHFPL tetraspan subfamily member 6 (gene lhfpl6). Lineage: Eukaryota; Metazoa; Chordata; Actinopteri; Labriformes; Labridae. Gene Ontology annotation, cellular component: membrane. The record is from RefSeq and is a predicted model, not a curated record.